Molecule: messenger RNA, 3347 nt
Organism: Nicotiana tabacum (common tobacco)
Lineage: Eukaryota; Viridiplantae; Streptophyta; Magnoliopsida; Solanales; Solanaceae
Biological process (GO): protein folding in endoplasmic reticulum
Cellular component (GO): EMC complex
Molecular function (GO): protein binding
Source: RefSeq, a predicted model, not a curated record
GAGCUGCAAACAACACAAGUACUUCACAAAACUUAUCGCAGAUCUGUUAUUCUUCUCCAGCUUGUCUUCUCCAGCUUGAAUUCAACAACUAGUCGCCAUUAGCUAUGGCGAUUAGGGCUUUUCUUCUGUUUCUCAUCUUAUUCGUUUCGUCCACGACUUUUGCUCUUUAUGAAGAUCAAGUUGGCCUCAUGGACUGGCAUCAACAGUAUAUUGGAAAAGUGAAAAAGACAGUGUUCCAGACACAAAAGGCUGGUAGAAAACGUGUUGUGGUAUCUACUGAAGAGAAUGUAAUCGCCGCCCUCGAUCUUCGUCACGGCGAGAUUUUUUGGAGGCAGGUUUUGGGAGUCAAUGAUGUCAUUGAUGAAAUCGAUAUCACCCUCGGAAAAUAUGUUGUCACGCUAUCAUCAGGAGGAAGUAUCUUAAGAGCAUGGAACCUUCCUGAUGGCCAGAUGGUGUGGGAGUCAUUCCUUCUUGGAUCAAGUCCCUCGAGAUCAUUGUUGUUGACUCCAGCAAAUUUUGGUGCUGACAAGGACAAUGUGAUUCUGGUUUAUGGAAAUGGUUACCUGCAUGCUGUUUCAUGCAUUGACGGUGACAUUCUCUGGAAGAAGGAUUUAGCACAGAAAGGCAUCAACGUUCAUCAUUUGGUUCAUCCCGAAGAAAGUGGCAUGUUAUAUGCAUUAGGAGUUGGUGAUAGGUCCCAAUUUGAAGCAUAUGUAAUCAAUGUUGGGAAUGGUGAACUGCUGAAGCAUAGUAGCACGGAAUUUCCUGGUGGAUUUUCUGGUGAUUUGUCAUUAUCUACAAGUGACAAAGCAGUGGCGCUUGAUUCCUCUGGGUCAAUCUUAGUCACGAUAAGCUUUGUUGGUGGAGAAAUUAAAUUUCAGGAGGUCCAUAUUUCCGAUCUUCUUCAGGGUUUUUCAGGAGUAGCAGUAUUAUUACCUUCCAAACUUGCAGGAAUGGUUGCCGUGAAAAUCAAUAGAUCUUUGUUAUUUGUGAAAGUGAAAGAUGAAGGCACACUGGAGGUAGUUGACACAGUCCCUCAUGUUGAAGCCGUAAGUGAUUCUUUGUCUUUUGCUGAAGGCCAAACCGCUUUUGGGCUGAUUCAGCAAGAUGGUGGUAAAGUUCAUCUCACUGUGAAGUCUAGUGAUGAUUGGAAGACCCAUUUUCUCAAGGAAAGUGUUGAAGUCGACCAACCGAGGGGACUUGUGCACAAGGUCUUCAUCAACAACUAUAUCCGAACAGAUCGAACUUAUGGAUUUAGGGCUUUGAUUGUCAUGGAAGACCAUUCAUUGCUGUUAUUACAACAAGGUGCAGUUGUCUGGUAUAGAGAAGAUGGGCUUGCAUCUAUUAUAGAUGUAACAACUUCAGAGUUGCCCGUAGAAAAGGCUGGUGUUUCUGUUGCAAAAGUGGAGCACAGCCUCUUUGAAUGGCUUAAGGGACAUUUGCUGAAACUAAAAGCGACUUUAAUGCUUGCAACCCCUGAUGAUGUAGCAGUGGUUCAGAGAAUGAGGUUACAAAGUGCUGAGAAAAGCAAGAUGACCCGAGACCACAAUGGAUUUAGGAAGCUACUCAUUGUACUUACACGAGCUGGGAAACUUUUUGCACUUCACACAGGAGAUGGUCGAAUUGUUUGGUCUCGACUACUGAAUGCUCUCCGUAAAUCAGAAACUUGUGAAAGUCCAAGGGGCCUCAAGUUACAUCCGUGGCAGGUGCCACAUCAUCAUGCAUUAGAUGAGAACCCAUCUGUCCUUGUAGUUGGUACAUGUGGACAUAAUUCAGAUGCAUCUGGUAUUCUCUCCUUUGUUGAUGCAUACAGAGGAGAGGAGCUUAAUUACUUUGCACCUGUUCAUUCCAUUACACAAAUUAUUCCUCUUCCAUUUACCGAUUCAACAGAGCAGCGUUUACAUCUAAUAAUAGAUGCAGAGGGGUAUGGACACCUUUACCCUAGAACUCUUGAAGCAGUUGGUAUUUUCCAAAAGGAGUUGGGAAAUAUAUACUGGUAUUCAGUUGACGUAAACAAUAAUCUCUUAAAGGGGCAUGUGGUGAAGAAAAACUGCAAACCGGAGAUAGCCGAUGACUAUUGUUUUGAAUCCAGUGACCUUUGGUCUGUUAUAUUCCCCUCAGAUUCGGAAAAGAUCAUUGCAACUUCAACCAGAAAAUUGAGUGAGGUUGUUCAUACACAAGCUAAGGUUGUUGCAGAGGAUGUGUUGUAUAAAUAUAUAUCUAAGAAUGUGCUAUUUCUGGCGACUGUUACACCUAAAGCAAUAGGUGACAUUGGAUCAGUGAUCCCUGAAGAUUCCUGGCUUUUUGUUUAUCUUGUUGACACAAUAACUGGCCGAGUGCUGCACCGCAUGUCUCAUCAUGGCUGUCAGGGACCUGUACAUGCAGUCUUUAGUGAAAAUUGGGUUGUCUAUCACUACUUCAACCUACGUGCACACAGAUAUGAAAUGUCUGUUGUUGAGAUCUACGAUCAAUCUCGCGCGGACAACAAAGAUGUCCUGAAGCUUGUUCUUGGAAAGCAUAACCUUAGUGCACCUGUCUCUUCCUACUCGCGUCCUGAAGUGAUGACUAAGUCUCAAUCUUACUUUUUUACGCAUACUGUGAAAACAAUAGCAGUUACCUCAACAGCGAAAGGCAUUACUUCCAAGCAGUUGCUUAUUGGCACAAUUGGUGAUCAGGUUUUAGCACUUGAUAAGCGUUUUCUCGAUCCUCGACGAACUUUAAACCCUACUCAAGCUGAAAAAGAGGAAGGGAUUAUACCUCUUACUGACUCAUUGCCAAUCAUGCCACAGGCUUAUGUUACACAUGCUCUUAAAGUGGAAGGCCUUAAAAGCAUAAUAACUAUACCGGCAAAGCUAGAGUCAACCACCCUUGUCUUUGCUCAUGGAGUGGAUCUCUUUUUCACUCGGCUUGCCCCUUCAAAGACGUAUGACUCUCUUACUGAGGAUUUCAAUUAUGCUUUGCUUCUGCUUACCAUAGUUGCCCUAGUUAUAGCGAUCUUUGUAACGUGGAUUUGGUCGGAGAGGAAAGAGUUGCAGGAGAAGUGGAGGUGAGUCUUUCAACCAUAAAAGUGGAGUCGUCGAAAUCCAUUACACUUCCGUUUAUCGUUUUAUUGUUUUAGUACUCACCACUUUUUGUCACUCAAACUUCUCCUUUUAGAUUAGGAAGUUAGGCUGAGCUGUAUUUUUAGUAAUUUUGUAAUACUGCCCUCGUAUAGUUUUUUCAACCGGGGGAAGAAAGUUUGUUAAUUGAUAUUCAUUCUGAUGGCAAGGGAUACACAUAAUUAGGUUGUCAACAGUACCAUUAGGUUGUCAAAAAUGUAACCAAUGCCCUUUUUGGGCUUUCCAUCA